AUGGAUUUUGCCAGUCUACGGACAAACAGUGUUGAUAUCCUGGGUGAAGACGGUUUCUUCCGGCAUGCGCGUGUGGUGGAUGUGGCUGAUAACGGGCUCUUCAUUGACUUCCUCUGUCCCAAACGACGACGUGUGCGUAUUCCUUAUGAUCAGGUCUUCCUGGUUAACUCACAGCAAUUGCUUAUGUGUUCGGAGUUAAUCAGCGCGAUCCCUGAAACAUGGGCACCGAUCCCCGUGGCGGUACUGCGGCGAGACUCACCCAAUCAGCCAUGGAUUUGGAAAGCGGCAACGGUGAUUAGCCUCGUCAGCCGGAUGCGUCGGAACGCUUACGAGGCUUUUGUUGUACAUUGGGGGGAGGGGCAACAGCAAACCGAUGUCGUCCACGCCUCGCGGAUCCGCUGGAGAGUCUCGGAGAAGUGGUGGGCGGAGCACGGUGCAGUCCGCUGGGUGCCCGUGCGUUCGCGUCCCGAGGACUGGACCAAUGCAAGCGACUACAUGGCGCACUUCCCGACCCGCAUCCAGCCGGGCGAUUUUGUCAAGCGCAGUGUACCGUUGCCGCAUGCGUGCGAUCAACCCGCCGCUUUACUCGAACGUCUGUGUGGGUACCAUCGGAAUCUGGUGUUUGUGAGCGUGGACGUCGCGGAUGGACGGUUGUGGUAUAUUGUGCGGAAUAUUGACCGGGCGUCACUAGGCGUGAUGGGCGCGCUGAGCAGACUCUCGAAUCGCCUUAGCGGGAUCAUUCCGUGGCUUUUACUGCCGGAUGUUGUCAGCAGCAUUACGGACUGGGAUGAGCUUAUUCUGGAUCUUUGGAUGGGAGUGUUUUCCCAUUUGGAUUCUGCCCGUCAGCAUCUACUGCGAAGAACGGCAGACAGCGUUACAAGGAUCAUGGACUGCUAA
Messenger RNA from Paramacrobiotus metropolitanus, 897 nucleotides. RefSeq lists its product as uncharacterized. The transcript is spliced from 3 exons. NCBI's taxonomy places the organism in Eukaryota, Metazoa, Tardigrada, Eutardigrada, Parachela, Macrobiotidae. The coding region runs from base 1 to 897 and encodes 298 amino acids. The record is from RefSeq and is a predicted model, not a curated record.